GAGAAAGUGCUUCUCAAAACCUAGAAUCAUCCACCCCCAACAUUCGGCAGAAUUUCCGCGAUUUCAAGCCCGAUCCUUCGAGAUUCGGACCAUUCCUGAUUAACCCGAUUACCCAAGAUCCUAUCUUCGCAUCUCCAUUUCUCCGAAAUUUUCUAAAAGUUGGUAGAUUCCUAGAUCAGAUUCUGGAUUUAUUCAUCUUGUUUGAUGAAUCCACCGAUCCCCAUCCCAGGCUCUUCUUCUCCGGCGAUGGACGUUUCGCCGCUUCUAAGCCGGAACAGGCGUAACAUCCCUCGCACGUCCCAGCCGCUUCGAGGCGCAGCGUCGAGACUUCUCCGCCGCGCUAGCAAUCGCCGGAUGAUGCUUCGCGAGCCCUCCGUUCGAGUUCGUGAGGUGGCGGCUGAGCAGCUUGAGGAGCGGCAGAGUGAAUGGGCUUACUCUAAACCGAUCAUAGCCCUCGAUAUACUCUGGAAUUUCGUCUUUGUGAUUGUGUCAAUCGGGAUUCUAGGGUUUAGCUCUGAAGAGAAUCCUGAUGUUCCUCUAAGGCUUUGGGUUAUUGGGUAUAAUUUCCAGUGUUUGUUUCACGUUGGAUGUGUAAUUGCCGAGUAUAAACGACGCCGAGAAGCUAAUUCUCGUAGUGAAGAUGAUUCCUCCUCCAAUCACGGAUCUCUCAGCGGAAGCGAAGACGAAUCUGAUGGUUAUGGCAUCGACGAGACGGAUGAUGACCAUCGAGCUAGUUUCGCCAAGCACCUCGAGUCUGCAAACACGAUGUUCUCUUUUGUCUGGUGGAUCAUCGGGUUUUACUGGGUCACAGGUGAUGCCGAGGCACUCGCUCAAGCGUCGCCUCAACUCUACUGGCUCUGUGUUGCAUUCCUUGCCUUUGAUGUUAUCUUCGUUGUCAUUUGCGUCGCCGUUGCUAGUCUAAUCGGUAUUGCUGUUUGCUGCUGUUUACCUUGCAUCAUCGCGAUCUUGUACGCAUUAGCAGAUCAGGAAGGUGCGCCUGAUGAAGAGAUAGAAAGGCUUUCAAAAUUCAAGUUUCUCACUGUAAAGAAUUCCGAGAAAGUGAAUGGCGAAGUCCGGGAAACUCAAGGAGGGAUAAUGACAGAAUUAGGUGUUGAUUCUCAAACCGAACGCGUGAUAGCUAGUGAUGAUGCUGAAUGUAGCAUUUGUCUGUGUGCAUAUGAAGAUGGGGUAGAGUUAAGGGAACUGCCUUGUAGACACCAUUUCCACAGUUUAUGUGUAGACAAAUGGCUAAGGAUCAACGCAACUUGCCCUCUCUGCAAAUUCAAUAUUCUCAAAAAUGGUGAACAUAGUGGGAGUGAACAAGUGUGAGGAGAAAGAAGAUUCGUUGUAAGAAGAUUCGUUGCUCUCUGAGUUAAUAUAUGCGAAUGUGAUGAGCUCAUCAUCAUCAUCGUCAAUCACUACCUUAAACCUCGUUUAUUCUUUGACCACUACAGAGGGACGAACAAGAGAAGACCUUUAAGUUUUGUUUUGAAAACGAAGCUGCACUUCUUCUUUUUGUUUCUUUUUUUGUUUACCUUUUUCUUACAUAUUGUAAUUUGUAAAUGCAAUAAGUAAAUUAUAGUUCGGUUGAAAAAUGUUUAUUCAGCGAGUCAGAGGUGUGAUGAGAACCGUUUGGGUUAGUAAGUCAACGGAUAAAUUAUA
This is a messenger RNA of Eutrema salsugineum, 1662 nucleotides long. Its product is annotated as E3 ubiquitin-protein ligase At1g63170. The transcript is spliced from 5 exons. Bases 205 to 1329 code for a protein of 374 amino acids. The record is from RefSeq and is a predicted model, not a curated record. Lineage: Eukaryota; Viridiplantae; Streptophyta; Magnoliopsida; Brassicales; Brassicaceae.